Molecule: messenger RNA, 402 nt
Organism: Dibothriocephalus latus
Lineage: Eukaryota; Metazoa; Platyhelminthes; Cestoda; Diphyllobothriidea; Diphyllobothriidae
Source: the annotation of a GenBank genome assembly
AAGCCGACAGAGCAUGUGGGACCCGAUGGACGUUUUAAGGCGAGCAUCUGCGAUCAGCCAAACGGGUUCCUGCGCAAGCAACGCAACCUCUGUCUGCGAUAUAUCCAACUGAUGGAGAGUGUGGUGAGAGGCUACUUUAUGGGACUACGUGAGUGUGAGUACCAGUUCGCAGCACAUCGAUGGAACUGUCAAGGCUACAAUCUCACUAUUCGUGAGCCCACGCGACGAAAGUCGGCUAGCGUACUCCGACCGAAUCAGGUAGAACGAAAAGAGCCCAAACGACUGCGGACUUAUAUGGAUCGCCUACUCUCAAGCGUAUAUGAACUACAGUGUUUUAUGAGUCCAAGCCUCUCCUCCAGUCCCGAAACCGCGGUAGAUUUCGGAUAUAUGCGUUGCCUUUAA